UGCUAGCCUAGGCAAUAAUGUCUACUUUAUUUCAGAUUGCACUAAUAGCUGCUUUGUGUGGUUGCUUUGUUGGAGCAGCUAAACUGCCUAAUAUUGUAUUUGUGUUGGUUGAUGACUGGGGUUUUGCUGAUGUUGGUUUCAGGAAUCCAGCUAUCUCUUCACCUAACUUUGACGAUUUGGCUAAAACUGGUCUAAUUCUCAAUCGUCAUUAUGUCUUCAGGUAUUGCUCUCCUUCUCGUGCCUCCUUCCUAACUGGACGAUGGCCCCAUCAUGCUCAUCAAUGGAACAUACCAAGUUUUAUGGAAAUGGCUGGUACUAACCUUAACAUGACAAUGCUUCCAGCUAAACUGAAAACAGCAAACUAUGCUACUCAUAUAGUAGGAAAGUGGCAUCAAGGAUUCUUUGAUCCUCGAUACAUUCCAAUCAAUAGAGGGUUUGAUACUUCAAGUGGUUUUUUAGGUGGUGGUGAAGAUCAUUUUACUCAAUACAUACAGUGUUCCAUUGAUUAUUGGAAGAAUGAUGCCCCUGAUCCUCGUAAUGGAACUUAUGAUGCUUAUAACUAUCGAGAUGACCUGGCAAAAAUAAUAGAAAAUCAGGAUACUACAAAUCCACUUUUCCUUUAUCUUCCAUUACACAAUGUACAUGAUCCUUUUGAAGCUCCUGACGAAUGGUUGAAUAUUUAUCCAGUCAAUUCCACUUGUGAGUUCCGUCGUACCUAUCAAGCUAUGGUCAGUGUAGCUGAUAAUGUUACUGGA
Molecule: messenger RNA, 755 nt
Organism: Amphimedon queenslandica
Lineage: Eukaryota; Metazoa; Porifera; Demospongiae; Haplosclerida; Niphatidae
Product: arylsulfatase B-like
Exons: 1
Molecular function (GO): sulfuric ester hydrolase activity
Source: RefSeq, a predicted model, not a curated record